AUGUACAUCUAUGUGCAUGCACGUGUGAGUGUAAUCUGCCGUGUAAGAGUUCUGUUCUUGGUGUGCACACGAGUGUGGGUAUACACGUCUGCAUGGUGUGUGCGUGAGACAGACACCGAGGAGCUGGGAAUGAGGGAGGAGGAGACCCUGACGUUUCUCCCAUUGUUAACAAGAGACCCCAACUGGCCUCCCAAAGCCGCCCCUCUGCCGGUGCCCCGCCCGAGGCCCGGAGGCCCCGCCUGCUCCUGGAACUGGGCUCUUGCUAAGUUCGUGCCCCCAGGCAGCACGGCCACGGGCCGAAGGUGCUUGCGAUCCCGGAGGCUUGUUGGCUUGUUGGCUGCCUUUCGAGGACUCGGGAAGACAGGUCCGAGGGUCCCUUCUCCAGGUUUCCAAGGGCAUUUCCGCUCAGGUCUGGGGCCGAGCUUGGCAGAGGCCUCGCCUGGGGAAGAGGAGCCAGGGUGCCUGGGUCUCUGCUGGCCGGAGGGCCAUCCAGCGGUCACAACCUCAUUGCCCCGGUGGUCUCCCGGUGCGUGGCCAGGAUGGUGGCGGGUCCCAGUGCGUAACCGCUCCAACCUGCCCAGCCUGGCAGCGGGGGGCCUGCCGGGAUGGGUCCUCCCUCCCGCCCUCUGA
This is a messenger RNA of Rangifer tarandus platyrhynchus (Svalbard reindeer), 630 nucleotides long. Lineage: Eukaryota; Metazoa; Chordata; Mammalia; Artiodactyla; Cervidae. The record is from the annotation of a GenBank genome assembly.